Diachasma alloeum is the source of this 2759-nucleotide messenger RNA. RefSeq names its product nucleobindin-2 (gene NUCB1). Bases 371 to 2056 code for a protein of 561 amino acids. The transcript has 9 exons. Gene Ontology annotation, cellular component: endoplasmic reticulum-Golgi intermediate compartment; extracellular exosome. Gene Ontology annotation, molecular function: calcium ion binding. Lineage: Eukaryota; Metazoa; Arthropoda; Insecta; Hymenoptera; Braconidae. The record is from RefSeq and is a predicted model, not a curated record.
AAUCGUCGUCGAGUGCGCCACCGCCUUACUGGGUCGUCACGGUCUCCAACCAGUCACUUUCCAGCAGCCAAUAAAUGCUGUAAACCUAUCAGUGAAAACACGUCACAGCUUUCCAAAGCACCUGUCUCUCAUCAAUUUCGUCAGUUGAAGAAGAGUUGAAAAAUUAUUGAGAAAAAUAGCGCAUGUGGAUUGAAUAAAAUUCAUCUGUAGUCCCCUGGAGUCUUCCCAGAUUGAUCAGCAUCUUGUGAUAAAAAAUUAAUUGGCUGGCUUCAUUACGUAUUUCACUUUUUGCACACGCAUAAGGAAAGGAUUCAAUAAGAGAUUGGGGUGUAUUUUAUCGGCAUCGCUUGUCCUCAUCAGAUUACUGAUAAUGAAACGAGCAAUCUUCAUGAAGUGUUCUAUUUCCCAGAUAUUUAAUAGUGAAAUGCGUGGAUUUUUGUUACUGAGCAUAUUUUUGCUCCUGGCGCAACAAAUUGUUGCUCCUCCAGUCACUAAGACUCAUGAAGUCGAAGAGAAGAAGAACGAAACUCAUGAAGAGGUGAAGGACGAGAUGACUUUUGAGUAUGACAGGUAUUUGCAGGAAGUCAUCAAGGCGCUAGAGACUGAUAAACACUUUCGUGAGAAGCUCGAUAAAGCUGAUGAAGAUUACAUAAGAUCAGGAAAAAUUGCCAAAGAGUUGGAGUUCGUGCAUCACCGCGUGAGAUCAAAGUUGGAUGAACUGAAAAGAACUGAGUUGGAAAGAUUGAAACAACUCCAUUUUAAGAAACAACAACUUGGGGAGUCGAAAUUCCCCAAAGAGGCUCAUCACCUUGACCACACGAAUGAGCAUACAUUCGAGAUAGAAGAUUUGAAGAAACUGAUCCACAAGACAAAUCAAGAUUUAGCCGAAGCUGACAGAAGACGUAAGCAGGAGUUCAAAGAAUACGAGAUGCAGAAGAAGUUCGAGGAGGAACAAAAAAUGAAGGGUUUGAACGAAGAGGAGAAGAAGAAAUAUGCAGCGGAAUUGGAAGCAAUGAAGGAGAAGCACAAGAAACAUCAGCCAUUACACCACCCUGGUAGUAAACAACAGCUAGAAGAGGUCUGGGAGAAGCAGGAUCACAUGGAGGAUCAAGAUUUCAACCCAGUUACUUUCUUCUACACGCACGAUGUCGAUGGAAAUGGCGUAUGGGAUCAGGACGAGGUUGAAGCCCUCUUCGUGAAGGAAUUGGACAAAAUGUACAAUGGGAACCCUGAGGAUGAUCCUCGUGAGCGUGAGGAAGAAAUGGAGCGCAUGAGGGAACACAUGUUUUCUGAAGCCGAUACCAAUCAAGAUGGGUUUAUUGACUAUCAGGAGUUCCUUGCGCAAACGAAGAGGAAUGACUUCCAAGAGGAUCCCGGCUGGAAAUCCCUGGAUGAACAGGAACUUUAUUCGCAACAGGAAUACAAUGCUUAUGAAAUACAGAAACAACAAGAAAUUCAGAAGAUGAUUGCUCAAGGAUUGUUCCCACCACAACACUUUGAUCCCAAUCAGGCACAUCACCCAGGACAAGUACCACCAGCUCAUCAGCAGCAGCAUCAGGGCCAGGUACCUGUGCAACAACAGCAAUAUCAGGGACAGGUUCCUGUGCAACAGCAAUAUCCGGGUCAGGUUCCUGUGCAACAACAGCAAUAUCAGGGACAGGUUCCUGUGCAACAGCAACAUCAGGUUCCAGUUCAGAAUCAACAACCGGGUCAGGUCCAGGGACAGGUGCCUGUUCAGCAACAGCAAAAUCAGGUUCCAGUGCAGAGUCAACAGCCAGGUCAUCCCCAGGGGCAGUAUCAAGUCCCGCAAAUUCCUCAAGGACAACAACCGCUCCAGCAGCAGUAUCAACCACCUCCACAGCAAGUGCCACAUAAUCAGGUCCCACCUGUGGUCAACAACCAACAUGUCCAAGACAACGCCAUUCCAGUGGGGAAUCAACAACAUCAACCAGUUCAAACCCAAAAUAUCGCUAACCAACAACCACCACAGCCCUCUGGUCAGGCCCAACCGGUUAAUCCCAUUCAUAAUGCUCCCCCCAACGUCGUUCAUGCGUGAAGGGAUCACUUGACUAGAUAAUUGGAUUUUCCGUGAUACUCUAAUUUCUAUAACGAAUAAAUAAAUUGUUAUUACUUCAUUCUGGAGCCGAAGUAUCUGGCGAAUGCUCUGUGGAGACUAUUGACAUGUUCGGAGGAAGUAUCCUUUCUAGAAUGUGUUCGGAAUUUGCGAAUUUAAUGUUUCGUAUGUUGACUGGGGAAUUCUCAAAAUGUGUCUCAUGUUUCUGAGAGUGUUUUAAUCCAUUUUGAAAUUAAGUGAUUUCUUUGUAUUAUUUUUGUAAGAAUAGGAGGAAGACAUUAGAAAUUUGGAGGGUGAGUGACGAAACAUAAAUUAUAAUCACUUUAUUUUGGAUUUCAAAUAUCAAACGAAUACGAAAUUUUUCCUUGCAUUCUUUUUUGUAAGAAUGCAAUAAAGACGUUUGAAAUUUGAGUGCUGACUGAUAAUUAAAUUGUCAUUACUUCACUUUGAAUUUCAAGUUUCUAUCGAAUUUUUUCUGCUAAUUAUUUAUAUUUCCGAACGAAGUAUUGAUGUUGCAUCAGUUAUCAGUUGCAUCAGUAAAUUUAAUAUACUGUACAUUUUUGGGGAGUUCUCGAAUCAUGUUUUAUGUUUCUGGAAAUGUCUUCUUCUUUUUCGUAAGAAUAGAAUGAAGAUAUUUGAAAUGUGUACAUUGAGUGGGGAAUAAAGAAAUAUUCUAAAGUUCUGA